Molecule: messenger RNA, 1404 nt
Organism: Candoia aspera
Lineage: Eukaryota; Metazoa; Chordata; Lepidosauria; Squamata; Candoiidae
Exons: 2
Coding region: 118-1101 (327 amino acids)
Source: RefSeq, a predicted model, not a curated record
GAGCAAAAAGCAUCAUUCACCCCUCGUUGCUCCUGAGGUUUCAGGGGAGACACAGAGCAAGGGACAGAGUGACAGAGCAAGGAGUGCUUAUUGGAAAAAGGAGAUCUCGAGAAGACCAUGAUGAGAGUUUAUGUAGCUCUGGUUGCAUUCUUUUCCUCCAUCUCUUCCUCCCAUCCUGCUCAUUACACAAGCUCGGGAGGAACGUGUCUAAAUGAUUGUGGGUAUCAUGGUUAUACGUACACCUGGUGCAAGCUAAACGAUGACAAAUGGGAUUAUUGUUCCUUAAAAGAAGGCCUGGAUGCUUCUGGUAAGAAAUGUGAUACACCUUGUAAUCUCUGGGGAGGCUCCUAUCGCUACUGUCACUUCAAAACUGGAGGAUGGAAUUACUGCAGCUUGCUACAGCAGUCGAGUUCCUUUGAAUCUUCACUGGAAAACCUGUGUGUGAAAAGUUGCCGAGUAUCUGGAGCACAGUUCCAGUGUGAGACUGCCCAUGGUCUUGAACGCUGCUCUCCAUUCCAAGAUGUGACUCCCACAGGCUUGCCCUGCCACAGUAACUAUCAAUGUGCCAAAUAUGGUUGGUCAGCCUAUCGCUGUCAUACAGGCAAGAGAGAAGAUGAAUGGGAUGUCUGUAGACCUCAGGGCAAGGAUGGGUGCAUAUGGGUUGUUUCUGACACAAAUUCUGCUCGGACAGAGAUUUGUACACUUGUUCAUUCCCAAAACAAAUGUAAGCUCAUUUUCCGCAGAGAAAGACAAACUGAAACAUUCCCCCCUACAAAAGAGCAAUUCAAAGAUGCUGUUCAUUUUAUUGAUCAGAUCACUUCCAUCACAAAUCUCCCUGAUUCUGGCACUCUGUCAGAAGUGCAUUUCUACAAGGAACAAAGUAUCUUGUGUAAUGGCGUCAAUUAUACCAAUGUGGAACUGUGGCCUGACAACUCCAUGAAUAAGCCUAUUGCACAUGUUAUCUUUCCAGAGAUCCUGAGUGAGGUUGAGGUGUUGCGUUUAGCAUUUUACACCAGCCUCCAUAGUACCUUUUAUUCACCUGCCUAUACCAUUGUUGUAUCACUCGAUGAACCAAUGUUAUGUUCCAUUGACCACCAGUAACUUAUCCAUCCAACUUGUUUCUCCUGAUACAGUAUUGCUUUCCAUGACAUCUGCUUUGGGUCACCCUGAUACUUACUGCUUCUUAUUAUAUUAUAAGCAAUUCUAAAUCUUUCAGUGGUUUGGGUGAAAUCUAACCCAAUUGUCUUUCAACAACAAUCACAUUUUUAUAGAAUUAAUGCUAAUAAAUAUAAUUGAAGAGGGCAUUGUAUCUAUUAGAUUUUGCUGCAUUGUAUAUUCUUUGUAAUCUCCCAUAAUUAUAUGAGAUACUCUAUGAAAUUAAUAAAAUACACUCUUGGAAUAUUA